AUGUCUCGUGAUCACGUGUCCUCGGAAAUUUCCGAAUCUCAAUCAAACAUAAGUACCUCCAAUUGUUUGCUUGAUGCAAAUAAUUCUGACUUUGAAAUAAAAUCAAAUGUUCAAUCUACAAUUGAAUCUUUUCUAAAUGAACAAUUAUAUGAUGUACGACUUCCAAAUUCCUCUAUUGAUGAUAAUGAUAAUAAUGAUAACGAUUCCAUGUUGAAAUUGAAAUUACCUCCUCAUGAAACUGAAAUUGUCUCUUCAUUCGAAUUGGAUUUACCUCAUGAAGAUUUAAUGGUCAAGUUACCAGCUGGUUCUGAUAAACAAUUGAAAAAUCUUUCAAAAGCUUCCGUACCAAAUAUUGUUACCAAGAAUCUUCCUACAAAAUUUGAAGAAGAAGAAGAAUAUAUUGAUGAUGAUGAACUCAAAGCUAAUUCUAUUAAUGAAGAUCAUAUCGCUGAUCAAUGUAUUGAUGAAAUAUCAUAUAAGCAAGAUAAUAGUAAUUUAUACUAUUUAUCUGAACGAUCUAUGUCACCUGAACAUUUAUCGCCAGUGAUCGAAGAAGAUGAGACUUUGAUUCCUGUACAAAAUAGUCAAAUGUCCGAUUGUUCUACAUUAAAUGAAUAUGAUCUAAAGGAAUUAAAUUAUUCCGAGGAUCAUCAUAUUGAAUCACAUGCUCAGGAUGAUAGUGAUUUUGAACAGUCAUAUAAUGAAAUUCAAUAUGAAGAAGUUGAACAAUGCCCUGAACUAGAUGCUAUUUAUGAAUAUCUGCAAACUCUAGAUCCUAAUAAUAAUGAAGCGGAACGAAUUAGUCACCAAUUACAGAUUAUUCGUGAAGUACCUUACCCCGUAGAUCUUCCUUUAUCCAAUUCUUG
Messenger RNA from Dentiscutata heterogama, 866 nucleotides. Lineage: Eukaryota; Fungi; Glomeromycota; Glomeromycetes; Diversisporales; Gigasporaceae. The record is from the annotation of a GenBank genome assembly.